AUGAAACCAUCCACUCUGCGUCAGGCCGCACGUUUUGAAGACAUGAAAUAUGACAGCUGGAUCUCUGUCACACUUUCUCAGUCUCAGACUGUGGAGGUUCAGCCUGGUGAAGAAGUCACACUGCUGUGCUCCAACUAUACCAGUUCUCCCAGUCUGAUAAUCUGGUUCAGAGUGGUCAGUAGAACCCAGCCUCAGUGCAUCUGCUCCAUGUUCGAGCAUCUUGAGGGUGCUAAAUUCUGCAGUGGAUUUGAAAAUGGAAAAUUUGAAAUGACAUCCAACAGCUCCACUCUUUUUCUCAAAAUCAAACAAGUGGAUUUAUCCGACUCUGGACUGUAUUUCUGUGGAUAUCGUUUAACCAGAGGUCUGGUUAUUGUCCAUGCAACAUAUUUACAGGUUGAAGACGUGUUUGAAGGAAUAACAAAGCUGAUGAGUGUGAUGCUUGGCGGUCUGACUGUUUUCCUCAUCAUGGUCAUCAUUUGUCUGGCUGUUCAAAUAAAAAAGCUUCAGAAAGAAUCCACAAUGGAGAGAGAUCUGGACUCUGAUGAGCUGAAGGGCGGAGCACUGAGUUUGUAUUCAACAACAAUCAGAAACAGGAGGCCUGAAUCAGAGAGAGAAGUGGGGACUCUUGUUGUUUAUGCUGCCAGCCGAUAG
Chelmon rostratus (copperband butterflyfish) is the source of this 651-nucleotide messenger RNA. RefSeq lists its product as uncharacterized. The record is from RefSeq and is a predicted model, not a curated record. The coding region runs from base 1 to 651 and encodes 216 amino acids. The transcript is spliced from 5 exons. Lineage: Eukaryota; Metazoa; Chordata; Actinopteri; Chaetodontiformes; Chaetodontidae. Gene Ontology annotation, biological process: response to bacterium.